AUGCAUGCUCUCCGCAUGGAAAAAGCAAAACCUCAGACUGACCCAGACGCUGGGGCUUUGAAACCGCUAGCCAUGAGCUUUGAGUCUAUUGGUAUCGGCAAGAAUAUGAAGAGGCUCGUGUUACUUAUUGCAUCUGUUACCGCUACGCUUGAGCUGUUUAUUUGGUGCGAGUCUAUCUGGAAUUGGUGGAAGGGAGAAGAGGGUGACAAGCUUGAAUGA
Messenger RNA from Penicillium cataractarum, 219 nucleotides. RefSeq lists its product as uncharacterized. The record is from RefSeq and is a predicted model, not a curated record. The transcript has a single exon. NCBI's taxonomy places the organism in Eukaryota, Fungi, Ascomycota, Eurotiomycetes, Eurotiales, Aspergillaceae. Bases 1 to 219 code for a protein of 72 amino acids.